Molecule: messenger RNA, 3204 nt
Organism: Colletotrichum gloeosporioides
Lineage: Eukaryota; Fungi; Ascomycota; Sordariomycetes; Glomerellales; Glomerellaceae
Product: Terrein cluster-specific transcription factor terR
Exons: 13
Coding region: 1-3204 (1067 amino acids)
Biological process (GO): regulation of DNA-templated transcription
Cellular component (GO): membrane
Molecular function (GO): DNA-binding transcription factor activity, RNA polymerase II-specific; zinc ion binding
Source: RefSeq, a predicted model, not a curated record
AUGCGAAGAAUCACACGUCGAAGGGGUGCCUGCCAAGCAUGCAGGUCUAGGAAAGUACGAUGUGACGGAGCAGACCCAUGUCUCAAUUGCGAUGUACGGGAGAGAUGCCUUUGGGUGAACCAAAUUCUGACCCGUAACGGACAAGCAUGUUAUUAUCCGCCUUUAGCCCCUAGACCUCGCCGAUCAACCGCACCAGGAACGAACAACAGCUCACAACCUCCCAACGUACGGAGACUCGAUAUCAACACCAGUGACAGUCUCCCACCGUACGAUGCAUGGCAACAACUCACAUGCGAUGGCACGCUGCUAACGCCUAUUUCGACCGACGACACGGUGAACAAUGAUGAGAGGGGGGACAUGGAUGGCUUAAACUGCUUGUUACAAUUCUCAAUGCCCGAUGCCUAUCCGAGCAGUCGACAAGAUGAACAUCCAGGCAUGUUGGAUCUGCCCUUACCGGGAGAGGACGAGUUGAUGGAUUUACUCGACACUACACCAUCGGACUCCAACUCUGCAGGAUUCAACUUCGACAUGCCGUCUCCGAUGAUCGACAACAAGUUCUCCGCUUCACCGGCACCGCAAACAACAGAUCAACGAGGUAAUGCACAGCAGUCUAGACCAGAGACGACCAGUCCACCUGAAUACAACAUGCUAUUCAAUUUCGAUGAAGCGACCGAAACAAGGAAACUGGCAACCGAAAGACAUGACAAGACGCCAAACCCACGCGACUCACCAAUGGAAGUCGAUUUUGCGGCGUCGAGUCUGUACGGCCUCCCAAGUUACAUCGCUCGGAGCAGCAAAGAGCCUCGUCGGACAGAGAUGAUCAAGACCGUCAACGGACUCAAGCGAGUACUCUGCGGUAACCGUGUAAUGCCAACAACCAAAAGCCCACACGAUCGCUCCAGACGGUGGCCAGACAGCGACAUCACCAUGUCACGUUAUUGCGAUGCCUGCUUCGAAGAUUGCUGCCCAAUCAGCAACUUCCUCACCAGACAAGCAGUCGAUAAGAUAAUCAAGCAAUCACGAGAAGCCGAUGCCAGUCCGCUCGCUACGGCCUUCGUAGAGGCAGUCAUGUCAAUCGGAUGUUACACCGCCUGCCAACGUAGUCGGGAGCCACCCACACCCGAUGAGGCUCGCGAUGCCCAGAGGCGGCUUGGAACAGCGUUAGGUCUUUACAAGACCAUUCAAGGUUGCCCAAACAGCUUACUGAAGCUCCAGGCAACGCUUCUCAUGGCCGUCAUUGCAUGCAUGUGUGAUGAGUCGCUUGUUUGGGAAAAGAUCACGGGAGCAGUUUGCUGUGCGAGGGACCUUCGCUUGGUCCACUCCGCAAGGGGCCAGCAGCCGAACAUGAGCCAGCAAGAGCAAGAAUUGGCACAGCGCAGCGUAUGGUUUCUUUACAGUUUGGAAACUGAGUAUGCUAUUCAUCAUGGAAUGCUUCCUAUUCUCGAUCUUGGCUGGGGUAGUCAGUUUCCCUCGUUCGACCGCGGCGAUGAUAUGAUCGCUGUGUCAUACACGUUUUCCGAGUUACUCCACUCGGUGCUCAAGUUCCAGUACAGCCCGCGUGCACUGAACAAGUCGACCUCAGCAUACGACCGACGGGACCGUCUGCAAGCCAGCUGCCACGUCCUCAACGAGUGGGUGACGGGACUCCCGGCUCCUCUGAACGAGGCGCACAACGCCAAGACGCUUCAGGGGAUCAAGGACGAACGGCAGUUGAGGAAGGCCUUCCGCGUGUUCUGCAUGUAUCACCGGGCUGUCUUCUUUGUGCACUGCCCCUGGAUUACACCCUUGUCAUCGGAAGACGGAGAAAUGGCAGGAGUAGCCGGGCAGAUGCGGGACAGGUGCUUGGAGCGCUGUGCCGAAUCGGCCUUCGCCGUGGUGAAGUUGGCAAACAGCGGUCUAUUCUGGGAGAAGGGACUCGAAAGGGACAUUGGUUCGCCAAGCACACGGUGGGGAGACAUGGGCCAUCUUCUUCUGGUCUCCCUCUGCUUCAUCGUGUACUAUCUCAUGAAUGGUGAAAAGGGAAAUCGCAAGGCAGCCAUGCCUUAUCUUGCAAUUUGUGGCGGUCUUUUCGGAAGGCUUAGCCUCGAGAGCGAUGAAGCAUCGUUGAUGGAUCAUUAUCUGGAGUUGAUUCAAGUAGUGAGAGCUAGCUUGAGUCGCUCAUUCUUGGAGCGCCACAAGCCUUCGUUGCUGGUACUGGCGUCCCAGAUUUCAGCGGCAGCUCUCAAUGGCUUGGCCAAGCUCCUAGAGACUGGCGAGGAACCCAUCCACCCAUUCCAAGUCCUCUUCGUUCGUUUCUUCAUUACCGGCAUCGGCGCCACAAUCGUCCUAUGGCGCACACAGGCACCCAGCUUUCCAUGGGGUCUACCGGAGUUGAGGCCGCUGCUGGCCUUGAGAGCAGCGGCUGGCGUCUUUGGUGCUUUCGGAUUCUACUUCUCCAUCAUGUACCUUAAGCUCAGUGAAGCCACUGCACUCAACUUCCUGGGUCCUCUUAUCGCUAUGAUCCUCAUAAGAUACUUGGAUUUUGGCACCUUUGAAGUAGUCGAUAGAAUCGGCGCCCUCGUCGCGCUUGUUGGCGUCAUUCUCGUCGUACAACCUGAUGGUCUAUUUGACCAUAAAGCAGCCAUCCUGAGCGCUGCCCAAACAGUCACCGGGGGAGACACCAAAGGACGUAUGAUGGGCUUCGGCUUUGGGUUACUGAGCGUCUGUGGAGGAGCAGUUGCACUGACGGCAAUCCGAUCCAUCGGCCCACGGGCGCAUCCGCUCUUUAGCGUGAACUACUUCGCGUGGACCGUUGUCUCACUCACUUCAAUCUCAUUCAUUCUCAUGAAGAGCAUCCAUCUCACGAGAGACCCCAUCGCCUGGCUGAAAUUGACGCCACUUGGUGUCUUUGGUUUCACGAUGGAGUACCUUCUGACGGCAGGGAUCGCGAAUGAUUCUUCGUCUGCUGCGACAAUAAUGAUCUACUCCCAGGUGUUGUGGGCGCUAUUGCUUGAUUGGGUUAUCUGGCGCGCGAGCGUGAAUCUGUUGGCUAUGAUUGGGAUUGUGAGUGUGGUGACAAGUUUGUUCGUGGUUACAUCUGCAAAGGAGUGGCAAUGGUUUCGAAAAAAUAGGUACCAGGCAGUGGAGCAGAGCGUGUCAGAGGAAGAAGAAGAGUCUGAUGAAGAGCUUGUAGAGAUGCCACCCAAUCACUCCUCGGUGGUAUGA